This is a messenger RNA of Tarenaya hassleriana, 2146 nucleotides long. RefSeq names its product pentatricopeptide repeat-containing protein At5g48910. Gene Ontology annotation, biological process: RNA modification. The coding region runs from base 70 to 2019 and encodes 649 amino acids. Gene Ontology annotation, molecular function: RNA binding; zinc ion binding; protein binding. The transcript has a single exon. The record is from RefSeq and is a predicted model, not a curated record. Lineage: Eukaryota; Viridiplantae; Streptophyta; Magnoliopsida; Brassicales; Cleomaceae.
UAGUAACCCAAGAGCCACACGAUCAACCAUUUCUUCCGUUUCCCUCCAACGUAACGAACUCGAUUCUCUAUGAAUCUGACUCAGACUCUCUUCCCCGCCGGCGGAAGCUCUCCGGCGCCGGCUCCUUCUCCGUCGCACCCAUCCUCGCUUUUUCCUCAGAUCGCCAGGUGCCGAACCAUGAGAGACCUCGCUCAAGUCCACGCCGCCUUCAUCAAAACAGGGCAAAUAAACGACACUCUCGCCGCCGCUGAGAUCCUCCGCUUCUGCGCCACUUCCGACCGUUUUCACCGAGAUCUCGAGUAUGCCCACAAGAUUUUCAAGCAGAUGCGACAACCCAAUUGUUUUUCCUGGAACACCAUGAUCAGGGGAUUCAGUGAGAGCGACGAAGACGAAGCGGUCACUGCAAUUACGCUCUUCUGUGAGAUGAUCGGCCAUGUAUUCGUGGGACCGAAUCGUUUCACGUUUCCUUCUGUGCUGAAGGCGUGUGCGAAGACUGGGAAGAUUCGGGAAGGUAAGCAAAUUCAUGGGUUGGCGCUGAAAUUCGGAUUGGAUGGUGAUGAGUUCGUGAUGAGCAAUCUCGUUAGGAUGUAUGUGAUGUGUGAUCUGAUGAAGGAUGCUCGCGUACUGUUCUAUAAGAACAUCAUAGAACAGGAUCGCCAUGGUGAUAUGGUGACGGAUAAAAGGAGGCGAGACGGUGAGGUGGUUUUGUGGAAUGUGAUGAUCGAUGGAUACGUAAGACUUGGAGAUUUCAAGGCUGCAAGAAUGCUGUUCGAUAAAAUGCGUCAAAGAAGCGUUGUUUCUUGGAACACUAUGAUAUCGGGUUAUUCGCAAAAUGGGUUCCUCAAGGAAGCCGUAGAGAUUUUCCAGGAGAUGCAGAGCGGAGAAAUUCGUCCAAAUUACGUUACUUUACUCAGUGUUCUUCCUGCCAUCUCACGACUCGGAUCACUAGAACUAGGAGAGUGGAUACAUUUAUACGCAGAGAAGAACGGGAUUGAGAUCGACGAUGUACUAGGCUCUGCUUUGAUCGACAUGUACUCAAAGUGCGGAAUCAUCGAGAAAGCGGUUCAUGUAUUCGAGAGAUUACCUCGAAAGAACGCGAUUACUUGGAGCGCCAUGAUCAAUGGAUUCGCUAUGCACGGCCAAGCAAACGAAGCUAUCGACUGUUUCCACGAAAUGGAGGAAGCAAGUGUUCGACCCAGUGAUGUUGUCUACAUUGGCCUGCUGACAGCUUGUAGCCAUGCCGGGUUUGUAGAACAAGGCAGGAGAUUUUUCAGCCACAUGCUGAAUGUUUCGGGAUUGGAGCCAAGAAUCGAACAUUACGGAUGUAUGGUCGAUCUAUUAGGUCGUUCAGGUCAUCUAAAAGAAGCCGAGGAGCUUAUACUGAACAUGCCCAUGAAACCAGACGACGUUAUAUGGAAAGCCCUCCUCGGUGCCUGCAAGAUUCACGGGAAUAUCGAGAUGGGAGAGCGAGUAGCCGGAGCUCUGAUGGAAAUGGCGCCUCAUGACAGCGGAGCUUACGUCGCGUUAUCGAACAUGUACGCCUCUCGGGGGAAUUGGGCGGCGGUUUCGGACAUGAGGGUGAGAAUGAAGGAGAUGGAUAUAAGAAAAGAUCCCGGGUCAAGCUGGAUCGACAUCGAUGGCGCGGUGCACGAGUUUCUCGUGGAAGAUGAAUCCCACCCGAGAUCCGAGGAAAUCCGCUCGAUGCUUCUAGAAAUCUCGGAGAAGUUGCGAUCGGUCGGGUACAGACCGAUCACCACACAGGUUCUUCUGAACUUGGACGAGGAAGACAAGGAGAAUGCUCUGUAUCACCACAGCGAGAGGAUUGCCGUGGCGUUCGGGUUGAUCAGCGCAAAGGCAGGCGCUUCGUUACGGAUUGUGAAGAACCUACGCAUCUGUGAAGACUGCCACUCGUCAUUUAAACUGAUCUCGAAGGUCUACGGGAGACAUAUCACCGUAAGGGACAGGAAACGCUUUCACCAUUUCAAGGAUGGCUCCUGCUCUUGCCUGGAUUUCUGGUGAAAUUUCAAAUUGAAAAAUGAUGAUGUUUGUAUUAUUUGUAUAAUAAAUAAGAAUUAAUUGGUAGAACAGAUGAUUUGUUUUUCGAAAAAAUUAGGGAAAAUGGCAAAUAAAUAUAUCAAUUUGUUAA